AUGGCGUCAAGCGCCCCCUUCCAAUUCGCAGGCGAUUCCGAGUCGGAAGACGACAACUUCAACCCCGCCCCGGCUGAGGCUUCAGACGACGAAGAUGGUGCCCAGCGCGCCACUGGAAGCAGCGACCGCCGCGCAAGGAGCCCUGAUGCCGAUGACGACCAAAAUGAGGACGACGAGGAUGAGGAGCGCCCCUCCAAGAGCGGGUCAAAACGGGCGCGCGAUGUGGACGAUGAAGAGGACAAUGAGGAUGAGGAAGAAGAUGAAGAAGAGGGCGUAGCCAAGAACGGAUACGAUGAAGAUGAGGAGGAGGAGGAAGAGGAAGAAGAGGAGGAUGACGAUGACGAUGUCCAGCAUCGCCAUCGCCGCAAGCGUCGCAAGGAUCAUCGCGCCGCCUUCUUCGAUAUCGAAGCCGAAGUCGAGGACGAAGACGAAGCAGAGGAUGAGGAGAAGGAGGGUGAAGAAAUAGAAGACUUCAUCGACAAUGCCCAUCCCGAUGAUAUUGCUGAGAGCGGCCACCUUGACGAUGAUCGCAGGCAUCGCGAGCUGGACCGUCGUCGCGAGAUCGAGGCAAGCAUGGAUGCGGAGAAACAAGCCGAGAUUUUGAGGGCGCGCUACGGCAAGCGAGCUCCGGCAAGGGGCUAUGGGGAGAUGACCGUCGUCCCCAAGCGACUUCUCCUUCCUAGCGUCGACGACCCAAGCAUCUGGGCCGUCAGGUGUAAGGAAGGAAAGGAACGGGAUGUCAUUUUCUCCAUCAUGCGGCGCAUCGAAGAGCGAGCAGGCGGCAAGGAUGCGCUCUCCAUCACUUCCGCCUUCGAACGUGGCGGCACAAACUCCGUCAUGAAGGGUUACAUCUACGUCGAAGCCCGCCGUCAGAACGACAUAAUGAUCGCUCUGGAUGGUGUUCUUGACGUCUAUCCGCGAACCAAGAUGGUCCUUGUCGAACUGAAGGACAUGCCGGACCUGCUCCGCGUUAUGAAGACGCCUAAUCUGGAACCCGGCGCAUGGGUGCGGUUGAAAAAGCCAGCGAAAUAUGCUGGUGACCUCGCCCAGGUUCUCGAUGUAACCGAGAACGGUUUGGAGGCCCGCGUCCGCUAUAUCCCGCGCCUCGACUACGGUGUCCGGGAUGAGAUUCUUACCGGAGAUGGGAAGCGCAAGCGCCCAGGUAUGCCCGGCCCGCGGCCUCCUCAACGCCUUUUCAGCGAAGUGGAGGCAAGGAAGCGGCAGCCCCGCCAGAUUCAGGGCAACCCCCAAACCAACACUUGGAUAUACAACGGCGAUGAUUUCGAGAAUGGGUUCCUUGUUAAAGACAUCAAGAUUCAACAGUUGGAUGUCAAAGACGUCAACCCAACUCUUGAAGAGGUUACCAAGUUCGCCAGCGGCUCCGAGGACGGCACCGAGAACCUCGAUCUCAAGGCUCUCGCCGCCAGCCUCAAGGACAGUAACACGAACGUUGCCUAUGUCCCUGGAGACGUCAUCGAGGUCUAUGAGGGUGAGCAACGAGGUGUUGUUGGGAAGGUGGCCAACGUCCAAGGUGAUAUUGUUACCUUGAGGGUGACCGAAGGCGACCUAGCCGGACAGACAAUCGAGGUUCCCAAUAAGGGUCUGCGCAAGUUGUUCAAGACCGGUGAUCACGUCAAGGUCAUUGGCGGCAGUCGUUUCCGAGACGAGGUCGGCAUGAUUGUCAAGAUUGUCGACGAUCGCAUCACGCUCUUGACCGACCAAACGAACACGGAAGUCACCGUCUUCAGCAAAGAUCUACGCGAGGCAAGCGACAUUGGCGGCCAGGGGUCCAUCGGCCAGUACUCGCUGCUGGAUCUGGUUCAGCUCGACCCCACCACCGUUGCUUGCAUUGUCAAGGUGGAUCGGGAAUCGAUGGUCGUCUGGACCAGAACGGUGAUACCAGACAGCAACGCUACCACCGAAAACGCCGGCGUAUUCGUCACCAGGGCUGGCAAUGUCAGCACAAUCGCGGCAAAGGGUGGGCGCGCCACCAACCCGAAUUCAGGGCCUGACCUGAGCGCCAUGAACCCAGCUCUCAAGCGGAACCCGGCGCAAAACCAAGCCAUGCAGCCCCCCAAGACGUUCGGCCGUGAUCGUGCCCUCGGCCAGACGGUAAGCAUCCGGAGAGGCGGCUACAAGGCCCUGAUGGGCAUCGUCAAGGAUACUUCCGAAACCCAUGCGCGCGUUGAGCUUCACGGCAAGAAUAAGAUUGUCAGUAUUGCCAAGGCCGACCUCAUCUUCAAGGACAGGGUUACCGGGAAGACGAUUGAUAUUUACAGCCGCUCUGGUCGCGGCGGCUUCGGGGGUGGUGCUGGCCGUGGUGGAUUUGGGGCCGGGGAUCGGCCCGGUGGCAGCAGGACGCCCAUGGGCGCGGGAGGCGGAGAGCGAACCCCAGCAUGGGGGGCUCCGAAGGGUGAGUUCUAUCUUCUUCCAUGUGUGCAAGGUCUCAAUGCUAACUAUACACCCGCACACGAUGGCUUCGGCCACGGCUCCAAGACCCCGGCCUACGGCGCUGGCAACAAUGACCCUUGGGGUUCCAAGACUCCCGCCUAUGGCGUUUCAGCCCCUACCCCAGGCGCCAGCGGGGCUGACAGCUGGGGCUACACGCCCGGCGCAAGCGGCGGAGCGUACGAUGCGCCCACGCCCGGUGCCGGUUUGGGCGCGCCCACACCUGCGGCCCUUAACGCCCCGACGCCUGGUGCGUACUCGGCGCCUACUCCGGCCGCGGUUGGCGCUCCUACCCCUGGCGCCUGGCAAGGUGGCUGGGGGGCCGAUACCGCCCCUACCCCGGCGGCCGGAGCCCCGACGCCGGCUGCCAGUGGUGGCUACUACAGUGCGCCGACGCCGGCUGCGUACGGCGGCGCGCCGGAAACACCCGCUGCAUCAGGAGAGAUCCGCUACGCCGAUGAUGAUUGA
Chaetomium globosum CBS 148.51 is the source of this 2916-nucleotide messenger RNA. RefSeq lists its product as uncharacterized. Bases 1 to 2916 code for a protein of 971 amino acids. The transcript is spliced from 4 exons. Gene Ontology annotation, cellular component: DSIF complex. Gene Ontology annotation, biological process: regulation of DNA-templated transcription elongation; transcription elongation-coupled chromatin remodeling; regulation of transcription by RNA polymerase II. Gene Ontology annotation, molecular function: protein binding; mRNA binding. NCBI's taxonomy places the organism in Eukaryota, Fungi, Ascomycota, Sordariomycetes, Sordariales, Chaetomiaceae. The record is from RefSeq and is a predicted model, not a curated record.